CAAAAUAAACAACAAUCCCACUCAUUGCGUUCGGAGAAGCGAUGUGUCACACACCUGACCCACUCGCCUCUUUCUACUCUAAGUUCAGCUCGUGUCGCGUUUUGGUCCGGUUACCACUGUGUGAUGUUCGCUCUUGUUUUGACGGAAGCAUAAGCUGAAGUCGGCGCAGAGGGACAAGGUGCGGCAGUUCAUGUCCGUCACGCAGGCGGGCGAGAAGACGGCCGUCUACUGCCUCACACAGAAUGACUGGAAGCUGGAAGUGGCCACCGACAACUACUUCCAGAACCCAGACCUAUACUGCAAGGAGUCCAUGAGGACGUCCGUUGACCGCAAGAAGCUGGAGCAGCUCUACAAUCGCUAUAAAGAUCCCCAGGACGAGAACAAGAUCGGGAUCGAGGGCAUCCAGCAGUUUUGUGACGACCUCACGCUGGACCCGGCCAGCAUCAGCGUUCUGGUGGUGGCGUGGAAGUUUCGUGCCGCCACCCAGUGCGAGUUCACCAAGAAGGAGUUUCUGGACGGCAUGAGCGAGCUGGGGUGUGACAGCAUCGACAAACUCAAGGCCAUUUUGCCAAGAUUGGAACAGGAGCUGAAAGACAGCCUGAAGUUCAAGGACUUCUACCAGUUCACCUUUAACUUUGCCAAAAAUCCCGGGCAGAAGGGUUUAGACUUGGAGAUGGCCGUAGCUUACUGGAACCUGGUUCUGUUAGGAAGAUUUAAGUUCCUCGAUCUUUGGAAUAGAUUUCUUUUGGAACACCAUAAACGCUCCAUCCCUAAAGACACAUGGAAUCUGUUGUUGGACUUUGGUAACAUGAUAGCAGAUGACAUGUCCAACUACGAUGAGGAGGGGGCGUGGCCAGUCCUCAUAGACGACUUUGUGGAAUUUGCUCGACCGAUUGUAACAGGAACAAAACGUAAAACUCUCUAAGAAAAAAAACGGACUGUUUCUUUUACAGCGACUACAUAGUUCUCUGGGGUUUGUUUUGGAAAAAAGUUACAAAAAACAUAGUGGACUUGGCAAAGGACAACAGAAGCACUUGAAAUUAUCAACCGUGAGAAGCAGCCUCCUUUUUUUUUUUCCUACCUUGUUGCC
Molecule: messenger RNA, 1090 nt
Organism: Nerophis lumbriciformis (worm pipefish)
Lineage: Eukaryota; Metazoa; Chordata; Actinopteri; Syngnathiformes; Syngnathidae
Source: RefSeq, a predicted model, not a curated record